AUGAGAAAUCAAUCCCAGAGUUCACCCGCCCAGCAGGACAGAGGUGGGUCAUGAAGACGAUAGAAGCUCCGUGUCGUGCCAGGGACUUUGAGGCUCUGAACUUCACGCGUCUUAGAGGUCAGUUUAACUGGACCAUGACCUUCCGUCUAGACUCAGACAUCCCCCAGCUUUACGGGACGCUCGAAAGACUUUACGCCGUCCCCAAGAAAAACUACGACCAAAUUUACUCGUCUAAAACCUUCCAGGCUGCCUGGUUCGUCAGCCAUUGCUACGCUCAAAGUAUGCGGGGUAUGUACGUAGAACGGAUGAGAUCAGUUCUUGACGUCCACAUCUUUGGCGAAUGUGGAGACGGCAACCAUACUUGCCAGGAGGGAACUAACAGACGUCAUGCAGACAGUGACGUCUGCCUGCCCAUGCUUUCCCGCUCUUAUUUUUUCUACCUGGCUUUCGAGAAUUCGAUAUGUAAAGAUUACGUAACGGAGAAAUUUUUCAAACUUUUCUACGACGUUGACGUCAUACCGGUCGUCCGAGGCGGAGCAGACUACAAAAGUUUUUUCCCGCCCAAAACUUUUGUUGACGCGGCGGACUUUGAUACACCGGAAGAGUUGGCCGAAUAUUUGCGGAAGUUGUCGCAAAACAAACAGCUGUACCUGCAGAUGCUGGAAGAAAAAAACAAAUACCGGACAGUGCCGGAGGUGCCGUGGACGUGCAACUUGUGCCGGAAGAUGAUGCAAGACUCCAGUGUACAGUGGUAUCCGGAUAUCUGGAGUUGGUACGUGCAAGACCAGUGCCACAAUCCUAGGACAAUGUAA
Physella acuta is the source of this 812-nucleotide messenger RNA. Its product is annotated as alpha-(1,3)-fucosyltransferase C-like. Lineage: Eukaryota; Metazoa; Mollusca; Gastropoda; Physidae. Gene Ontology annotation, molecular function: fucosyltransferase activity. Gene Ontology annotation, cellular component: membrane. The record is from RefSeq and is a predicted model, not a curated record.